AUGACUUCUACUAAAGAAGGAAGUGAUGCAGCUGAAAACGAUCUCAAAAAUUUAGAAAAUGAAGUUCCACAUGAAUGUAGUACAGAUAUCAAGCCUUCAUUUGCUGAUUCUAAUAUUAUCUCUCAUGUGGAAAGCAACCCAGUGAACAGGGAGCUAUACAUACCGACCUCCCAGGGGCAUGCUGUUUGUCAAGCAGUAGAGAACAAUGAGUUUGAAGUUGAGAAGACCCAAAAAGAUCUUCAACGAGAGCAUUUAAAAGAAGAAUCCCUUCUAAUUCAGAUCCCUAUUCCUAGAAAAUGGAUCUUUCUCAUGUCAGGGCUAGGGAGAAUUACCUAUCUGAGUAUCUCACGAGUAAAAUGCAAUAAAAACAAUUCUUUAACUAACAGAACAAGAUUCCACUCAGGGAAAGUGAUGAAAACAAGUGAUUUCUAUAAUAGCACCAUAAAUUACAAAAUUCCUCUCCAACUCCCAAUUUUGUGGAGAAUCCCAUUCAUUAACAAUCAUGAGGUAAAGAGAAUGAUUCUCCGUCUGCUGUGUGGGAGACAUUUCUCUCAGGCUGCAGGUUGGCAAAAUACCAUGUGGGUGAAGCUAAAAUAUACAGUAUUUCUUCCUCAUCCAAAUGUCCUCACCCAUGCGGAGAAAGCCAUAAUAUUUGAAAGACCUUUAAGGGUAUACUACUACCAUCCUCUCAUUGGAAGAAUGACAUCAGGAAAAUUUUACAAAUCAACUUGUGCUAAAGGGAAAGAUGGCUUCCAUAUUUUUGUGAGCAUGAGGGUUGUGAUCAUAAGCACUGAUGAUGGUUGGAAAUUAUGUCCCAUUUGUGGGAGUAGUUUCAACAAUUUUGUUGAAUUUAGACAACAUUCCUGCAGCUUUCAUGGGAAUUAA
This is a messenger RNA of Odobenus rosmarus divergens (Pacific walrus), 885 nucleotides long. RefSeq names its product CPX chromosome region, candidate 1 (gene CPXCR1). The record is from RefSeq and is a predicted model, not a curated record. Lineage: Eukaryota; Metazoa; Chordata; Mammalia; Carnivora; Odobenidae.